Messenger RNA from Asparagus officinalis (garden asparagus), 1940 nucleotides. RefSeq names its product beta-glucuronosyltransferase GlcAT14A-like. Gene Ontology annotation, molecular function: glucuronosyltransferase activity. Lineage: Eukaryota; Viridiplantae; Streptophyta; Magnoliopsida; Asparagales; Asparagaceae. Gene Ontology annotation, cellular component: membrane. The record is from RefSeq and is a predicted model, not a curated record.
UUCCCGCAACUGCACGCAAAUCCUCCUUUAUUCAUUUUCCUCCCUACUCAAUAAUACUCUCUUGCACGCACACACACUCUCGUCUUCCUCGUUCUCUCCAACUCCCAUAAAAACGAUUCAAAUCUCAGAUCAAGACCUCGCAGCUCAAAAAACCACGACAGAUCCAAACCCUAACCUUAGGUACGAUCCAAGAUCUCCCCUUCAAUGUCUCAUCCUCCAUCAUCGGAACCCUAACUUCAGCUCCGAUCCAAGAUCCGCCUCCAAUGUCGCCGCCAACAUCCAGUCUAGGAUCCAAAUCCUAACCCUAGCUCCUCCUCCGAUGGCGGCAUCACCCUCAGCGGAGCGGCGCUUCCUCUACCCAGUCAUCUCCAUCUCCUUCAUCUCCCUCCUCCUCUUCCUCUCCGCCAUCUCCGGCCUCACCGCCUCCUCCUACUUCCUCUUCUCCCGCCUCCCGCCGCUUCGUGAUCCCUCCUAGGCGAGGCCCGCCGCCUCCCCUCCUUCGCUACCUCAUCACGGCUCUCGUUGCGAUGCCCAGCGAGUCCUCGCUCCCCUCGCAGUCUACCACAGAAAUCGGUACCUUCUUCAUUUGUCGCAUGAGGCUUCGGAUAAAGAGAGGAGCUCGCUAGCUGUGUCGGUGGAGGUGGCGUUGCCGGCGGCGAGCGUUGGGAAUGUGGAUGUUGUGGAAGGCCGGAUGCGAUUGACGAGAUGCGUACUUCGGGCGGCGGCGGCGUUGAUGAGGAUUGAUGGGGAGUGGGAUUGGUUGGUGAUGCUGAAUGCGGGGGAUUAUCCGGUGGUUUCGCAAGAUGAUUUGAUUCAUGUAUUCUCUACUGUGCCUAGACAUCUCAACUUCAUAGAUCAUACCAGUGAUCUUGGAUGGAAAGAAACCCAGAGAGUCCACCCAAUCAUAGUUGAUGCGGGCAUUUACUUGGCAAGAAGGUCCCAUUACUUCACAGCAACAGAGAAAAGGAAGACUCCUGAGGCUUUCAAAUUUUUCACAGGCUCUCAAUGGGUAAUUCUGAGCAGACCCUUCUUGAAUUACUGCAUCAUGGGUUGGGAUAAUUUGCCUCGCACUCUCCUCAUGUACUUCACAAACGUACUUUUAUCACAAGAAGGCUAUUUCCACUCUGUGGCUUGCAACUCACCGGAGUUCCAAAACACUACAGUUAACAGUGAUCUCCGUUAUGUAGAAUGGGAUAAUCCUCCUGGGAUGGAUCCUCACUUUCUUAACGUGUCCAGUUAUAGGAAAAUAGUAGAAAGUGGUGUGCCCUUUGCUCGGCAAUUCCACAAAAAUGAUCAAGUACUUGAUAUGAUUGACGGUGAAGUGCUCAGGAGGAGAUAUAACCGUGUGACACCCGGGGCUUGGUGCUCUGCCAAGGACCGGUGGUGGAGUGAUCCGUGCUCUGAGUGGGGAAAUGUCAACUCUGUGAAGCCCGGGCCUCAGGCUGAGAAAUUUAGGGUUCUGAUGGAGAGACUUGUGUCUGAGUGGAAGUCUCAAUCAAGAUCUUGCAAGUAGUGGCGUGUAUCGCGCAGAAGUUCAUUUUUUGGCCACUUCUGCCUUGAGCAGUAUUCUUUUUUGCCUCUUCACCUCAUUUGGAUUGGGUGUAAUAGAGAUUGGAGGUGAGGCUGUGAAGCCAACAUCUCAUACGGAGGCUCCUCGGCUCCAGAUGUUUCGAUGUAGAUUAUGGAUGUUAAAUGAGUCACAACGGGCACUUGUUUUAGAAGACGCAGUGUCUUGGGAGCCAAUAUUUAUAUUUCUUUUGUUAUUUGUAGGGAGACCAUUUCUCAUGGGCUAGGAUGUUAUUUUGUUCUGUAACAUUUAUCAAACACUAAAGUUUUUCGUUUAUUAAUUACCGCUUUUACAACAAAGAAACAGAGCCCGGAAUAGUGACUGUAUGCUAAUCUCUGUAGAAGUUUUCAGGUAGAUUUUCCUUAGUUUAGUA